This is a messenger RNA of Centrocercus urophasianus (Greater sage-grouse), 372 nucleotides long. RefSeq names its product tubulin beta-4B chain-like. Lineage: Eukaryota; Metazoa; Chordata; Aves; Galliformes; Phasianidae. Gene Ontology annotation, biological process: mitotic cell cycle; microtubule cytoskeleton organization. Gene Ontology annotation, molecular function: GTP binding; structural constituent of cytoskeleton. The coding region runs from base 48 to 359 and encodes 103 amino acids. The transcript has 2 exons. Gene Ontology annotation, cellular component: microtubule; cytoplasm. The record is from RefSeq and is a predicted model, not a curated record.
GGAGCUGACGGAGUGGGAGCAGCGCGGCAUCGGCGGACACCGGCAUCAUGCGUGAGAUCGUGCACAUCCAGGCAGGGCAGUGCGGCAACCAGAUCGGCGCCAAGUUCUGGGAGGUCAUCAGCGAUGAGCACGGUAUCGAUCCCACCGGCAGCUACCAUGGGGACAGCGACCUGCAGCUGGAGAGAAUCAACGUGUACUACAAUGAAGCCACAGGUAACUGCUCCGUGGAGUGGCUUUCCUCCUCCAUCUCCCCUGGGAGAGAGUACAGGGACCUCACAUGUGUGCUCUCUUGUGAGAGCUGUGUGCAGCAUGUUGUUUCCUGGCACAGCUCUAUAGCUGAUUUGUGUCUUUGCCCCUGAUUCGCUCUUAAGA